Messenger RNA from Linum tenue, 1389 nucleotides. NCBI's taxonomy places the organism in Eukaryota, Viridiplantae, Streptophyta, Magnoliopsida, Malpighiales, Linaceae. The record is from the annotation of a GenBank genome assembly.
GGGGCGGCGCGAAAGCUAUUCCCGGAUCGCCCGAGGACCGAAGAAUGGUAUGUUGCAGAUUCUGACUCAGAAGAUGUGGCGGAAGCAAUAAGGGAAGAUGGUUUGGAGGAAGAGAUCGACGAUGAGGACGACCCAACGUGCCCACCAAUCCACUUUACGACAGCUGAGAAGAGGAUGUACCAAAGACCAUGGCGAUCAGCCCUAGUAGUAAAGCUUUUGGGACGAUCGACCUCAUACACUGUGCUGUGGAAUCGACUGAACGUGAUGUGGGCCAAAACGGGCGGAAUCCAAGUGACGAAUGCCCGCAAUGGUUUCUAUUUGGUAAGAUUCACGAGUGGUAAUGACUUCGAACGAGCCCUAACGGGGGGACCAUGGAUGAUUGGUGAUCACUACCUAACUGUGCACCUAUGGGACAAAGACUUCGAUCGGUAUAGCACGCAGAUAUCGACGACGUUAGUCUGGGCACGUCUCCUGGAUCUGCCGAUAUACUACUUCCAUAAGGAGGCGGUUAUGAGAAUUGGGAGGAGAAUCGGGAAACUGUUGCGUGUGGACAAAGCAACAGAGGAAGUAGCGAGAGGCGAGUAUGCUCGAGUAUGCAUGCAAGUUGAUCUCACCAAACCACUACUUUCGAUGUUCAAAAUUGACCGCAAGAAAUACUUCAUUCAAUAUGAGGGGCUCGAGAAGCUCUGUUUGCAGUGUGGAGUGUAUAAUGAACGGGCGCUUUGUCAUUGUUCGACAAAAGAACCCAUGGAUGAAAGUGAGAAGAGUCAUGGGGCAGAUGCACACGAGCAAACCGAGCCAGAAAGCACAUAUGGUGCAUGGAUGAUAGCAAAGAAGAAGAAAAAACCAGAGAAGAGGGGUGUCACACAGGCGGGGAAGCUGGGUGGCGAUGGCAUGAAGAAUCAGAUGGAAAGUGAAGCUGGGAACAUAGGCAAUAACACAUAUAGUUUUGCUGCCCUUGAGGUUGAGUCGGGAGGAGUCACAUCUCCGCCUAAGGAAAUAUUCGUUGCUGAAGCUACAGAACAUAUCAAGGCACAGGGGAGUAGUGAUAGGACUGAGCUAGACGACCCUAGACCUAUUACUAAUGCCAACCCGCAUAAGACCAUCAAGAAGGGAGAACGAGGCGGUCCAAAUAAGACUAGUAAACCCAAUGUUGGUCUAACGAAGGAGAAAACGAACGAGGGGAAUAACCGAGCUGGUCAAAAGCAGCAAGGAGAUGGGAGCACCUGCAACCCCCGAGCUCGUGAUACGGGCACCGAACCACUGAAUAACAGCCUACAGGCAAAAGUGGGCCCGCGACCAAGGAAUGAGAAAGCUCAAGCUGUGGGAACGAAAGGUGGAGUGGAUAGCAAAGGCGCGGGGAGCCUAUCCCCUUCGGGAAAUAGAUGA